UAACGACUGAGGUUCUCCGUCAAUUCCUUGUCCAUUAGAUCAAUGGCGAUAACUUUCUCCGAUCUCCACACCGAGGCGGGCCUCAAGUCUCUGGAUAAGUUCCUUGCCGGAAAAACUUACAUCUCCGGAGAGUUGAUUCUUCACAGGAAUAAGUUGUCGAAAGAUGACAUAAAGGUCUAUGCUGCUGUUCUGGGGAAGCCUGCUGAAUCCUUUCCCAAUGCUAGCAAGUGGUACGAGUGUGUAUCUUCACAUCUUGCCAACAGCUUCCCCGGAAAGGCUGUUGGUGUAAGAAUCGGUGGAAAAGGUGCCCCAGCUGCAGCUGCUCCAGCCAAGGCCGAUGCUGGAGAUGAUGACUUGGAUCUCUUUGGUGAUGAGACAGAGGAGGAAAAGAAGGCAGCAGAGGAGAGGGAGGCAUCUAAAAAGGCAUCCACCAAGAAGAAAGAAAGUGGAAAGUCUUCUGUUCUUAUGGAUAUCAAACCUUGGGAUGAUGAGACUGACAUGAAGAAGCUGGAAGAGGCUGUACGAAGUGUUGAAAUGCCUGGUCUACUGUGGGGAGCAUCAAAACUGGUUCCAGUCGGUUAUGGCAUUAAGAAGCUGCAGAUAAUGCUUACCAUUGUGGAUGACCUUGUUUCUGUGGAUUCCCUUAUAGAAGAACACCUCACGGUCGAGCCCUGCAACGAGCAUGUCCAGAGUUGUGACAUUGUUGCCUUCAAUAAAAUUUAGAAAGCCACCCCUUAUUGCACUGAUCUUAGGGCUAGCCAUUCUUGGCAUCCAAUAUAUCUUCUGUCCUCAAUUCCCUUGUUCCUACAUUGUUUUUGUUAAGUCGUGUGAUCAUAAGAUCUUAAAUCUGAGUAGUUUCUGAUGCUUUGUCUAGCCAUUUCAUGCUGGAACAUCUUAUUUUCAUUUGAGUAUUUUUAAAGAGGGUUUUAAACAUUUUUGCCACGUAGUAAUCUACUUUCUUGUCUAUAUAAUAAAUCACUGAUUCAACG
Rubroshorea leprosula is the source of this 989-nucleotide messenger RNA. NCBI's taxonomy places the organism in Eukaryota, Viridiplantae, Streptophyta, Magnoliopsida, Malvales, Dipterocarpaceae. The record is from the annotation of a GenBank genome assembly.